Messenger RNA from Cimex lectularius (bed bug), 4157 nucleotides. RefSeq lists its product as uncharacterized. The transcript is spliced from 3 exons. The record is from RefSeq and is a predicted model, not a curated record. Bases 432 to 3944 code for a protein of 1170 amino acids. NCBI's taxonomy places the organism in Eukaryota, Metazoa, Arthropoda, Insecta, Hemiptera, Cimicidae.
CAUAUCGUGUUUGCACUUCUACCCCACCCCCUCCCCUAUCAAGUGUCCCCUAGCCUGACGUCACGCAUCAAUCGAUACUUUGUUUUGUGGAUUUCAGUUGUAUGUGUUGUGAACGGGAAGCAACGUUUCUUGUGGACUCCCUCUCCGUAACUCUCCCCUUUAACUUAUCUCUAAUAUCUACCUACCCGAGGCCUCCGAAACACCAUGACUUAUAACAUAUCCCGGGAAAGGAAAGCAACAUUCAAGAGCAUCGCACAUGUCCUAACAAUUGAAGAAAAUGUAUUACAGAGCGGUCACCUGAACGAGUCAAUGCACUAAUGUUGUGCUGGAGCGAAUUUAUGAAAUCUGCUCUAGUUUUCGGUUGAAGGUGCACUAACAUGUGUGAGGUUCCUGAUAUAUUUGAUACAAAGUAAAUAAGAGCUGGUUGAUAGAUGGCAUCCGCCCUAUUGCACAUGAGUUGCACACAAUUGAAAAAUGAAAGUGUCAUCGGUAAUAUGGAAUCUGAUUCGUACGAUGCAGCAUAUUCAGAACUUGGGAGAACCAAAAGGGACCAUGACACUGAUGACAUGGAUAGAUGUCAAGUGAAGAAAAGGAGAAAACAGUCUAAACCGAUACGGAUAGCAUCUACUGAAUCGCUCCCUUAUAUCGAAGUGAAAUCGACAACAUGGACAGGAUUGAACCAGCAGCCAAACCAAAACCCAAGUCCACCAGAAACUAUGAAUGAAGACUACUUAAAAUUAAAUGAAAAUGACCAUUUGAGUUUAGGAAUUGAAAAUAAAUCUAGUACAAGAAAUGAAAGCGAUGCUGAGGGUAGUAAUGAAGAUAAUUGUCUCGAAUCGUUCAACCAUGAGAUAAAGAGAGAGUUUGUCUAUCCAUUAAAUUUAUCUCAUACAAAGUCUCCAUCCCCUAAAGAUUCAAUCGACUCGUUUGUUGGUGAAGAAAGAAACUGGUACAAAGCCCCAGAGGGAUCACCGUUGUACCCAUUGCAUCCUCUGGACCCAACUUCCUUACGUAAUCAAGUUUAUCAAAACAAUAUUCUUAUUCCGUCUCAAGCACCUGGCCUUGUAUUACCCAAUUUUAAGAGGAUUUUUGUUGGAAACAACGAAACUCAGAUAAGUUCACCACAUCGUAUUUUUAAUCCUGAAGCUUUUUGUGAUCUCUGUAACAAAGAAUUUUGUAAUAAAUAUUUUUUGAAAACACAUAAAGCAAACAAACACGGCAUUUACAUGGAAAAUGUAAGCUCGAAUAAUGUCGACAAUAUACCAUCAUUACCGAUGAUAAACUAUUUUUCAAAUAACAUUACAAACUCGAACAAUUUGCCAAUGAUAAAUUAUUUCUCGAAUAAUAUUUCUGGAAAAAAGCCAACGACUCCCUUCCCUACGACAUCCACCAGUAAAACAAAUAGCAGCAGUAUGAGGGCGUUUUGUAACAUCUGCCAACGUGAAUUUUGUAACAAAUAUUUUGUACGCCGGCACAAAGCAAAAAUUCAUGGAAUAAUUGAAACAACCGAUGAGUCACAAGAAUACAAACCACAAAUGGCGAUGACUGAAAAAAAUGAAAUCGUAAAUGAAGCAGGCUUACCUGGACCUUCAGCAGCUAGUUCAAAACCGAAUGUCAAUAACAAAGAACAUCAGCCUAACAAAGAUGUAAAUGAAGUUUUUGUGGAAGAGGAGAAAGAAAGAAUAAAAAAAGAACAACAGGAGAACGACACAGAAAUGCCACCAGACAGCCCACAAAAUGCACUAAACAUAUUAGUGUCGACUUGGCAGAGUGAAGAGAGUAAAGAAAGUGCAAAAUCUCCAGACCGAGACCGAAAUAAAAAACCUCAAAUUUCCAUGGGAAACAGCGCUUUCUGUGAUAUUUGUUGCAAGGAAUAUUGCAACAAAUACUUUCUUCGUGUGCACAAACAAAAAUUUCACGGUAUUACAGUUCCUGAGAAAGAUGACAGAGUGAAAGAGACAAACAAUAUGUUUUGGAAAUCAAACCAACCAAUGCCACUUAAUUUGAUCUUAAGAGAAAAUAAUAAGAGUCAACCUGAAAAUGAAGGGGUUUUUUCAUGCAAUAUUUGUAAUAUAUCAUUUCCUGAGCCGUACCUUCUGAAAAUGCAUUCAACACAAGUUCAUGGGCAAAAUAAACCGCAAGAAGUACUUCAACCUCAGUUUCAAAACACUUUUAUCCCGAUUGAUCAAAAAGUAACUAAAACCAAUAUUGACACAUCGCCCCAAACUUCGGCAGAUUUGACAACCAAAAACAACAACCAUGCCGACCCUAUAUUAGACAAUGGAAAAUCUUUAAGUGGAGAUGUACAAAAAUUGCAUUCAAUGAUAAUGAAAUUGAACCAACACACCCAGUUAGAUGUACUUACAUGUGACAUAUGUAACAAAGAAUUUGGGCGAACAUCUUCUCUUGAGAAUCACAUUAUUAAAGAACACGCUGUACUUUUGGAAGAAAUCAGUAAUGGAUUUUAUGAAGAAAACAUGAAUGCCCAAGUGAAUGCGAAUAAGUUCGAUUGUCCAAAAUGUACAAAAUAUUUUCCAACAUUGAGUUUGCUCGAACACCAUCUCGGAGAGAAACACGGGAUAUAUGAACCUAAAAUAAACAUGAGGAAUGGGGAGGAAAGUCAAGAUGUGAGUCCUCCGAUGGUAAUACAAGGUGAACGCCAAAUUGUGCACACUCCAACAAGUAGUUUCUGUGAAAUUUGUAAAAAAGAGUUGUGCAACAAGUAUUUUAUGAAAACACAUAUGCAAAGGAUGCACGGGAUAUCAAUUGAAAAUGGUGCACAUAUUGGAGGAGUAGUUUGUGAUAUAUGUAACAAAGAGCUUUGUAGUAAGUACUUUUUACGAGUACAUAAACAAAAUUCACAUGGAAUUGUCGAGGAAGCCUUCCUUCCACAAAUUGGAUCCGAGGUCAAAUCUCAAAUUGCAAAUACUGAUACUGCAUUGAAACCAUCCGAAAAUGAACUGACGCAUAGGUAUUUCAGUCACUUCACUGAAGUUUGUACGAUUUGUAGUAGGAGAUUCCGUAGCGUCAAAUGGCUCAAGACGCAUUUGUUGAACGACCACGGAGAAGAAGGGAAAGACAAAUGGAGGGAAGUACAACUCCAAAAUGGAAAUAAACCUCUUGACAAAUUUACACCAGACUCCAAAAAGAUUCCUGACACAGCAUUUUACACUAAUAACUUUAGAAAUUGUGUUUCAGAUGAACCGAGUACGUCAUAUCAGUCAAACGAAUCCUUCAAUAUAUUAAACAAAAACCCUUCUACAAAACAAUACCAAUGUUCUUACUGUUCUUUUUCCACAUCAGUACUAGCAUUAUUAUUUGUUCAUGAAAGGGCGCAUUUUCCAAAUUCAAUAGAAAAUCAGGAGUUGAGAUGUCACCUCUGUAUGGCCAAUUACGAUUCACAGGAUGCACUGGAACUCCACAUAAACACUCAUCAUUCUGUCAACAAUACUCCAAACAAACUAUUAGACGAUAAUCCAAAUUUCAAUCCUCAAAAUCUGAUAUGUGAACCACCAAUCGAUAAUGCUGACAAGGACAACAUUGUGGGAAAUGACAAUAAUUUUACUGAAAUUUCCGAUUCUAAGCUUUUCAUUAGAACAUUAGGUGAAGCUUGCUUGAAAUGCCCAAAAUGCCCAUAUGUUACUCCUCAUUUAGAAACAUAUAUCGAUCACAUUAAAAAAGAGCAUAAGGUCGAUGAUAUAAGCAAAAAUUAUUUUCAAAUUGUUAGGGAUGCUUUGUUGCAAAUUGCUAAUAACUCACUUGUUCCUGCCUCGUUUGCCAUUCCAAAUAAUUUAGGAAAUUUUAUAAUGCAACCAUUUGUCAUUGAAGAUAAAGGAAUUGGAACGAAUAACCCGAGUACUUUUCUUUCAUCGUUAGUUUUUCUUCCUGUUAAAGAAAGACUCAAUAAACCAGUUACUGCAUCCUUCAAACUAACGCCUACGUAGUCUUGAGAAUGGCAUGCAAUCUUUUAAGAGGCCUUCCUUCCGAUCAAUGCUGUCUGGUAAAAAAAAAAUAGACUAUCAACUCGUACAGAGGUAUUCAGUCAAAAAAAUAUCUUAACAAAUUUUGAAAAUACUAGUCUUUUAUGUGAUAUUCAAUUAUCUAGUCUUCGGUAAAAACAUCUGUGAUUUAUUUAUCUUUAUUUAAUUUCUAUGAUC